Myodes glareolus (Bank vole) is the source of this 718-nucleotide messenger RNA. RefSeq names its product protein FAM24B. NCBI's taxonomy places the organism in Eukaryota, Metazoa, Chordata, Mammalia, Rodentia, Cricetidae. The record is from RefSeq and is a predicted model, not a curated record.
GUCAAAUUCUAAGUUACUCUGGGAGAAAUCAAAUCUGAAAAGGAAAGUUAAGAGUUACAAAUGCUCAGAUGUAUUUGGGAAAUUGGUGCUGAGGUUUAUUUGAGCAUGGAAUGGAAUUCAGAACUCUGUGAAAGACAGCUGGUAUCUAGAGAGCUGAUGUCACACAGAUGUCCCAGACUGGAGAGAUGUAAGAGCUAACAGUGGCUGUCCAUUCAAGCUGGCCACACUUCUGAAAGUAUGUCUAAACCUUUUGACCUCCGACCAACAAUCCUCAUUGUUAUUUGUACUGGGAUCCUGGCAGCCAUAUUUCUAUUGAAAGGAGUUGUCCUCUAUUUUUACUUCAAAGUAGCCAAGACACUGGAUGCAGCUAGAAUUGUAAAAGAAGCAGAUGUCGCUGUAAGCUGCAUUGAUCCAUGCAAGGUCACCCAUGAGAACGUCACCCAGGCCAAACCCAUCCCUAUGGAGCCUUGUCGGACCCUGCAGUGCUGUGAUGUCUGUAGUGUCUACACAGAUGCCGGUGCCCUCUCACCCUGCAUUUGUAGCAUAAGUGAAGGACUCUGACAUGGCAGUGGUGGAUGAAAAGAAAUCUUCAUGAUCAAUAUUUCAAUUCCUUAGUGGGACGUUUUCGUAUUCAAGCCACUUUCUAUAGUGUUGAUGUUGUCGUGUACCAUGUACCAUGAUAUUUAUGUACUUUUGUAUAAAUGUACAAUAAUGAAAA